Molecule: messenger RNA, 2330 nt
Organism: Arabidopsis arenosa
Lineage: Eukaryota; Viridiplantae; Streptophyta; Magnoliopsida; Brassicales; Brassicaceae
Source: the annotation of a GenBank genome assembly
AUAUACAAACGGCCAAAGCUCUCUCUUCAGAGCUUUUCACAAAUGGAGACUACAACAGUACUUCCCUCAACCUUCGGUCUCAAUGCCUUCUCAUCUUCAUCAAAUCUACGACAACGGACCUCAGCCGCGAAGCAUCGACUCACUUCGGUCAAAUCCGUAACAUCUACUACUCCUCAUCCUUCUAGGGGUGUUGGACGGAGACGGAAGAAUAAUGAUGAAAACGGAGCCACGGUGGCGAAUGUGGUCGAGAACCCGUAUUCGAAAGUGGAGGCAGCGCGUCCUGAUUUGAGGAAGAGCUUGUCGGAUUUUUUGGAGGAAGCGAGAGAUUUCGUGGGAGAUGGAGGAGGUCCACCUCGGUGGUUCUCUCCGUUGGAGUGUGGCGCUCAAGCUCGAGGCUCUCCUCUCCUCCUCUUUUUACCUGGGAUCGAUGGUACUGGACUAGGGCUCAUUCGCCAUCACAAGAAACUUGGGGCGAUUUUUGAUAUAUGGUGCCUUCACAUUCCAGUCAGCGAUCGUACUCCUGUUAAAGAGUUGGUGAAGCUUAUUGAGAAGACUGUUAAGUCGGAGCACUAUCGUUUCCCAAAUAGACCAAUAUAUUUAGUUGGAGAAUCUAUUGGAGCAUGUCUUGCUUUAGAUGUUGCAGCCAGGAAUCCUGAUAUUGAUCUUUCUCUGAUCUUGGUUAAUCCAGCCACACAUGUCAACAACUUCAUAUCGCAACCUCUAUCCGGAAUGCUGAAUGUUUUAUCAGAUGGUAUUCCAACACUAUUGGAAGAUAUCUUCGGUGUUAAGCAAGGCGAUCCGCUGACUGGAAUGUUAGACGCUUUGUCAAAUGAAUUUUCUAGCCAGCGAAUGGGCGGAGGAGGUGGAGGGAUGCUAAGAGACCUCCUUGCUGUUUCAGCUAAUCUUCCUACUCUGAGUAGGAUGUUUCCUAAGGACACACUGCUUUGGAAGCUGGAAAUGCUAAAGUCUGCUAUUGCUUCUGUGAAUUCUCACAUAUAUUCAGUCAGAGCGGGAACACUCAUACUUCUGAGUGGACGCGAUCAAUGGCUACUGAACGAGGAAGACAUUGACAGAUACUCGCGCACGUUGCCAAAAUGUAUAGUCCGUAAGCUUGAUGACAAUGGACAGUUUCCCCUUUUGGAGGACGGCGUAGAUCUGGCUAAUAUCAUCAAGUGUACUUGUUUUUAUCGCCGUGGGAAGGCUCAUGAUCACAUUUCGGAUUACCUUAUGCCUACCACAUAUGAGUUAAAACAACAAAUAGACAAUGACCGAUUGCUAGUGGAUGGUACUUCCCCUGUAAUGCUGUCAACUCUAGAAGACGGCACAAUUGUACGGAGCCUCGAAGGAUUACCUUUAGAGGGACCUGUUCUGUACGUUGGCUAUCACAUGCUAUUGGGACUUGACCUGGUUCCAAUGGUAUCUCAAAUCCUAAAAGAGAGGAACAUUCACCUGCGGGGUUUGGCACAUCCAAUGUUUUUUAAGAAUCUCAAAGACUCAAUAGUCGACACAAAGAUGUUUGACAAAUAUAAGAUAAUGGGUGGAGUUCCGGUCUCUAAUUUCAGUAUCUACAAACUACUGCGUGAAAAGGCUCAUGUGCUUUUGUAUCCUGGAGGUGUCCGUGAAGCAUUGCAUAGAAAGGGUGAAGAAUACAAGCUGUUUUGGCCAGAACAAUCCGAGUUUGUGAGAGUUGCAUCUAAAUUUGGAGCGAAAAUCGUUCCUUUUGGUGUUGUUGGAGUAGACGACAUCUGCGAAAUUGUCCUGGAUUCCAAUGAUCAAAGGAAAAUCCCUAUCUUGAAGGAUUUAGUGGAAUGGGCAACAAGGGAAGCUGGCAACAUAAGGGAAGGCGACGAGAGCGAACUGGGAAACCAAGAUAUCUAUAUCCCAGGAGUUGUACCUAAGAUUCCAGGGCGGUUCUACUAUUACUUUGGCAAACCAAUAGAAACAGCAGGUAAGGAGAAAGAGCUGAAAGACAAAGAGAAGGCACAAGAGCUUUACUUGCAAGUAAAGUCUGAGGUCGAACAAUGCGUUGCCUAUUUAAAAGUAAAAAGAGAGAGUGAUCCUUACAGACACUUGUUGCCAAGGAUGUUGUAUCAAGCCUCACAUGGUUGGUCUUCUGAAAUUCCAACUUUUGAUCUCUAAAUUCUCUCUUUCAUUAUCUUAAGUAUACUGUGGCUAGAUAUGUUGUACAUAUCUAAUCAUGAUGUUUAGAGGUUCUAAGAUUAUGUAGAGGUCUAAGAUCGUUACUGGAUCAUGCAAAAUUAGACAAAAUAUUUUAAACCGAAUGUGGCUGUACUUGUACAUGAAUCUAUCAAUAAAGGUUUUCUGAAAUG